AUGACAUUCAUAAAACCAAUUCGAAGAGUAUAUACACAAGAAGAUUUAGAGAAAUGGAUAGAUUCAAAAACUUAUAAUGAAAUUUUGAACUUUAUAAUUGAAUUACAAGAAUCAGUAUUAUCAAAACCAAAUGAUUUCCUUGAUACUACAUCAAAUAAUGAAAUAAUAUCAAAACUACUAAAUUUAUUUAAUGAAAUUGAUAAAAUAAUAGAUAAUAAUCCAAUACAUCCUAAAAAUAAUGAUUCAAGAUUUGGUAAAAUUGAAUUUAAAGAUUUUUAUAAUGAGUUAAAUUCCAAAAUAGAAGAUUUAGUUACACCAAUUUGUUCAACGGGAAUAAUUGAAACUUCAACUUAUUUAUUAAAUUCAUUUGGUGAUUUUAACAGGAUAGAUUAUGGAUCAGGUCAUGAAUUAAAUUUUAUUUGUUUCUUGUUAUCUUUACAGAAACUUGGAGUGAUACACAAGGAAGAUUAUACAUCAAUUAUACUACAAAUAUUUACAAAAUAUAUGUCAAUUAUGAGAAAAUUACAAAAAAAAUAUUGGUUAGAACCAGCUGGUUCACAUGGAGUUUGGGGAUUAGAUGAUUAUCAUUUCCUACCUUUUUUAUUUGGUUCUUCUCAAUUAACAAAUCACCAGUAUUUAAAACCAAAAUCUAUUCACAAUGAUGAAAUUAUUGAACAAUUUCAAAAUCAAUAUAUUUAUUUUGAAUGUAUUUAUUUUUUAAAUCAAAUAAAGACUACAAAGAAUAAUAAUGAGAAGCUAAGUUUAAGAUGGCAUUCUCCAAUGCUUGAUGAUAUUUCAAGUGCAAAAUCUUGGUUAAAAAUUAAAGAAGGUAUGAUAAAAAUGUAUAAAGUUGAAGUAUUGGGGAAAUUACCAAUAAUUCAACAUUUUUUAUUUGGUUCUUUAUUAAAAUGUCCCGAAGGUAUACCUGAGCAUAGCGAUGAAUCAACGAAUGACGAUGGGUGUGGUCAUACACAUCAACAUGAUGUUAUAAAUACUUGGGGAGAUUGUUGUGGAAUAAAAAUUCCAAGUGCUAUCGCAGCUAGUGAGAGUCUAAAAUUAGAAAGAAAACAAAUUCCAUUUGAUUAA
Messenger RNA from Lodderomyces pseudojiufengensis, 1086 nucleotides. RefSeq names its product peptidylprolyl isomerase. The transcript has a single exon. Gene Ontology annotation, molecular function: peptidyl-prolyl cis-trans isomerase activity; protein tyrosine phosphatase activator activity. NCBI's taxonomy places the organism in Eukaryota, Fungi, Ascomycota, Pichiomycetes, Serinales, Debaryomycetaceae. The record is from RefSeq and is a predicted model, not a curated record. Gene Ontology annotation, cellular component: nucleus; protein phosphatase type 2A complex; cytoplasm. Gene Ontology annotation, biological process: mitotic spindle organization. Bases 1 to 1086 code for a protein of 361 amino acids.